GCAAGAUGGUCCUGGACGAAAACAGAUCAUCCAGCGUCUUGACUGAAUUUCCUCGCUUCAGAGAUGUCAGAGGCUUGAUUGAUCAAGACUUCAUUCUGGAAUUUGGAGAAGAUGUAGCUACCAGGUUUUUGGAGAGGUGGCCGACUGUUUUCAAGCAUAAAGUGAUCCAGCAGAGCAAGACUCUCCCUACCUCAACCGACCUUGAAGAAGUGAUCUACUGUGCUGAAGGAGCUUCAAGUGAGGAGGAACUGGAUGAGACCCUUACCUCUGGCUGGGACAGUGAUCUUGCUUCCAUCAUUCUCCUGUUCCACCUGAUUCCUCCUUCCUGUCAGGGUUACAAAAGACGUGGGAAGGUUUCUCCAUCCCAGGAUGAGGAGCACCAUGUGGUCUUCCAGAAGAGUGGAACAAGUGUCCAGGAACAUGCUGAUGCCAUGAACUCCACUACGCAGCCCUACCCACUUGCUGUUGGGACAAAGAGGAGCACCAUUCAUGAGUUCUUCAUUGUUCUGGACAAGCAGGUCGUACCAUGCAAGUCAACCAGCUCCCUUGGAGCUUUUGAUGAAAUUUUUCACUUCGUAUUUGGAACUGUUUAUAAUCAAAUGCUCCACAACAUGUACGUCUUGGAACUUGGAGAGUUAAAGGAAGGUGAGUCUCUGCCCAAUCACAGCAUCUCUGACACAGUGUGA
Molecule: messenger RNA, 686 nt
Organism: Archocentrus centrarchus (flier cichlid)
Lineage: Eukaryota; Metazoa; Chordata; Actinopteri; Cichliformes; Cichlidae
Exons: 6
Coding region: 6-686 (226 amino acids)
Source: RefSeq, a predicted model, not a curated record